Athalia rosae (coleseed sawfly) is the source of this 486-nucleotide messenger RNA. RefSeq lists its product as uncharacterized. Lineage: Eukaryota; Metazoa; Arthropoda; Insecta; Hymenoptera; Athaliidae. Gene Ontology annotation, cellular component: membrane. The coding region runs from base 132 to 296 and encodes 54 amino acids. Gene Ontology annotation, biological process: mitochondrial respiratory chain complex IV assembly. The record is from RefSeq and is a predicted model, not a curated record. The transcript is spliced from 2 exons.
AUGGACCAUGGGUAGUAUUCCAGGAACAUAACCUGCCAGUAGUGCAUAACAUAAUAAACGUCAGAUUGGAAAUCAUCGGCGAUUAGAAAAAGAACUUUAAUCCUUGUGAGCCAGUGGAAGAAACAAAGAAAAUGGUUAGAUUAACUGGUAGAUAUUUCGCAAUGUUCAUUAGCGGAUUUGUAGGAUUAUUUGCGCUGGCUACUUAUCCAGUGAUGAUACAACCGAUGCUGAAUCCAGAACCUUACAAAAAAAACAGAGAACGAGCAUAUGGCAAGGCUGGCCCACCACUUGGAUGAUAUAGCUGAAUCAAAAGAGGGUAGUCCAAAUCCUUCUGUUUUAGUAAAAGACGAAAGAUACUUGAAAUCAAUUAUACCAAUUGCAUCGUAAAAAUAAUCCUAUAAUUAGCUAGAUUUUAUGUAUGUACAUAUAUGUAUAUAAUUUGAGAUUGUUUUGAUUAAAAAUCGUCAUCACACACGUCCAAGAAAA